Molecule: messenger RNA, 2751 nt
Organism: Aspergillus pseudonomiae
Lineage: Eukaryota; Fungi; Ascomycota; Eurotiomycetes; Eurotiales; Aspergillaceae
Product: FAD-binding oxidoreductase
Exons: 13
Coding region: 1-2751 (916 amino acids)
Biological process (GO): transmembrane transport; oligopeptide transport
Cellular component (GO): membrane
Molecular function (GO): D-amino-acid oxidase activity; FAD binding; transmembrane transporter activity
Source: RefSeq, a predicted model, not a curated record
AUGCCGGAAAGCACAGGAACUCCAAAUGCACCGGAUCACCAAAUCCUGCCAACGGGGACUCACUCAGAUACACCGAAGCCUCUUCAAGUAGGCCAGGCAUAUGAACCAGGUUUGCGCCGAGUCCCUGACCGUAUUCCUUGGGUUGUCGCACUCAUCAUCGUUGUCGAGCUUGGGGAGCGAUUCACCUACUUUGGUCUUAGCGGACCAUUGCAGAAUUACAUCAAGAAUCCGUACGUCCCUGGUGCGGACCUACCAGGUGCUCUUGGUAAGGGCCAGGCAGUUGCAUCUGCUCUAGGUAACUUUUUCAAGUUUUGGGCGUAUGCCUCCACCAUCCUGGGGGCUGUAGUAGCCGAUCAGUACGUCGGCAAGUUUAAGGCUAUAGUUAUAGCCUCUGGGAUUUAUAUCGUCGGCUUGACUAUCCUUGUGGCAACGGCGACCCCAGCAGCUAUCAAUGGCGGAUCAGCAUUUGGUGGGCUCGUUGCCUCGAUGGUUAUCAUUGGACUGGGAACCGGUGGAAUCAAAGCAAAUGUCACCCCUUUCUGUGCCGAACAGUAUAACAAAGGCAGUGCUUUUGUCAAGACACUGAAGUCAGGAGAACGUGUUGUUGUCGACCCUGAGCUCACCGUGGAGCGAAUGUUCAUGUGGUUCUACUGGGCCGUCAAUAUCGGAGCCCUAUCGCCAUUGAUCACUGUCAACGUGGAGGCCAAGGUGUCCUUCUGGCUAGCCUUCCUGAUACCUUUGAUUGUAAUUGUCCUUGCUGCCAUCGUCUUCAUAUGCAGCAGCAAAUUGUAUGUCAAGACCCGACCACAAGGUUCACCAAUUGUCGAAACCGCUAGAACGGUAUAUGUUGCUAUAUCAGAAAGAGGUUUCGAGAACGCAAAGCCAAGUUCUCUGAGCGAACGGGGUCGGCUAGCGAAAUACUCCAUUGCAUCCAGCGCCAACUAUACCGAUCAAAGUGUUGACGGGGUUAAGAAGGGCAUCAGGGCCUGCAAACUAUUCCUCCUCUUCCCGUUUUAUUUCAUUUGUUGGGUUCAGAUCUGGAAUAACCUUAUAUCUCAGGCCGGUCAAAUGGCUCUGCACGGCACUCCGAACGAUCUGCUACAAAACCUCGACCCUAUUGCCUUGAUUAUCUUCAUUCCGUUCCUCGAUCUCGUGGUCUACCCAGCGUUGCGUCACUUCAAGAUCGAUUUCCGACCAGAGUUAAAGAUUACUGUCGGGUUCUUCAUGGCUUCUAUGUCGAUGGUGUACGCCAGUGUUCUCCAACACUACAUCUACAUCUCCCCUGCGCAGACCAUUCACGUUUGGGUCCAGACACCUGCAUACGUUCUCGUCGCCUUUUCAGAGGCUUUCGUUGUGGUGACUGGCUUGGAGAUCGCAUAUACCAGUGCGCCCGAAAGUUUGCGCUCCCUGGUUUCUUCUCUGUUCUGGUUGACUAUCGGCGUAGCGGCGGCCAUUUGUAUCGGACUCGCUCCAGUUUCACAGGAUCCUUAUUUAGUUUGGAUGUAUGGAUCGCUAGCUAUCGUAGGUUUUGUAGCGGGAAUCCUCUUCUAUGUACUCUUCGGAAGGGCUUCGGAUCAGCCAGUUCCGGUGUUGGAUUCGGUGGAGACCACCAUUGUGGGCCAGCGGGAAGACGAAGAGGCGCAAGUUGGGAGUGGGAAAUGCUAUGAUGAAUAUUGUUUUCCUGGUUCAAGUCUCGUCCUCAUGGCGCAUAACGAUAUUGUGGUGCUCGGAGCGGGUAUCAUCGGCUUGAACGUUGCCUUGGAGUUAUCGAAACGUGGCUAUGGGCAGCAUAUCACAAUCAUGGCGGAACAUCUUCCUGGAGAUGAAUCAAUUGAUUACACCUCCCCUUGGGCUGGAGCGAAUUUCUCUGGCAUAUCGGGCAGCGAUGCCAAUGCACUGCGCUGGGAUCGAUCUGGCUACUUGGCCAUGAUGAGACUGAUUGAUACCGGGGCGGAAGAAGCAAAGUAUCUUUCCAAAACCGAGUCAACAGAGUACUGGGAUCAAGCCCCAUCACAGGACAAGAUCAUCAGCAUGACUGAGUAUCUGCACGAUCUUGUCAUAAUACCUCCAUCCGACCUCCCUAAGGGAGUUGCCUUCGGUAUAAGAUUCACUACAGUCACACUCAACGCGCCUGCACAUUGUGAAUAUUUGAAAUACCUCCUAUCUCAACCUCAGUACGGUGGUAUAAAAUUUGUCCGCCGGAAGGUAUCAAGCUUGCAGGAUGCCUUCCUGUACGGAACACAAAUCGUCUUCAACUGCAUCGGCAACGCAGCAUCCAGUUUAGCGGGAGUUGCCGACUUGAAAUGUUAUCCCACACGUGGUCAGAUUAUCCUUGUGAAGGCCCCGUCAGUGAGAGUCAAUGUCAUGCGGCAUGGCAAAGACUACGAGACAUAUAUCAUCCCACGACCCCGCUCAGAUGGCACUGUGAUAUUAGGUGGCUACCUACAACCUGGUGACCAAACUAGGCAGACCCGACCAGUAGAGACUGAAUCUAUUCUGAGUCGCACAGAGGGUCUCCUACCGAUCCUCAAAAAUGGAGAAACAGAAAUCCUUCAUGUUGCGGUGGGAUUGCGGCCAUCGCGGCAAGGCGGUGCUCGAGUGGAGCUCGAAACCACGCCAGAGGGCCACACUGUAGUACACAACUAUGGCGCAGGAGGGACUGGAUUUCAGGCCGGGAUGGGAAUGGCCAAGGAUGCGGUUGAUUUGGCUUCGGACAUCCUCAGCCAGCUUCGACCCCAGAGUAGAUUAUGA